Molecule: messenger RNA, 1734 nt
Organism: Odocoileus virginianus texanus
Lineage: Eukaryota; Metazoa; Chordata; Mammalia; Artiodactyla; Cervidae
Source: RefSeq, a predicted model, not a curated record
CUUUUCCCAAUCUUUUCAGUUUAUAAUCAAGAAGAAGAUUCUUUUUAUGUCCACCAUGAUAUCCUGUUGUCUGCAUACCCUUUGAGUGUGGAAUGGCUAAAUUUUGAUCCUAGCCCAGAUGACUCAACUGGAAAUUACAUUGCUGUGGGAAACAUGACCCCUGUUAUUGAAGUGUGGGACCUGGAUAUAGUGGACUCUCUAGAGCCAGUCUUCACACUUGGAAGUAAGCUGUCAAAAAAGAAGAAAAAGAAAGGAAAGAAGAAUUCCUCAGCAGAUGGGCAUACAGAUGCUGUCCUUGACCUUUCUUGGAAUAAGCUGGUCAGAAAUGUGCUGGCCAGUGCAUCAGCUGAUAACACUGUUAUUCUAUGGGAUAUGUCCUUGGGGAAGCCAGCAGCUAGCCUCGCCGUACACACAGACAAGGUCCAGACUCUCCAGUUUCAUCCAUUUGAAGCACAGACUCUGAUUUCUGGAUCAUAUGAUAAGUCCGUGGCUCUGUAUGACUGCCGGAGUCCGGAGGAGAGCCACCGGAUGUGGCGCUUCAGUGGGCAGAUUGAGAGAGUGACUUGGAACCACUUUUCACCGUGUCAUUUUUUGGCCAGUACAGAUGAUGGCUUUGUAUAUAAUUUGGAUGCACGUUCAGAUAAGCCAAUUUUUACCCUUAACGCACACAAUGAUGAAAUUUCUGGUCUUGAUCUAAGCAGUCAAAUCAAGGGCUGUCUUGUGACUGCAUCAGCAGACAAGUACGUGAAGAUCUGGGACAUAUUAGGAGACAGGCCAAGUCUGGUUCACUCUCGUGAUAUGAAAAUGGGAGUUCUCUUCUGUUCUUCCUGUUGCCCUGAUUUGCCAUUUAUUUAUGCUUUUGGAGGUCAGAAGGAAGGGCUUCGGGUCUGGGAUAUAAGCACAGUCUCUUCAGUAAAUGAAGCAUUUGGAAGACGAGAGAGGCUUGUUCUCGGCAAUGCAAGAACUUCGUCUAUUAGCGGCCCCUUUGGGAACAGGAGCUCAGAAACACCAAUGGAGUCUUAAUGAAGAUCAUACAGUUUGCUGUUUUAUUUAUCCUAACUCAGUUUUAAAAAGCUGGCCUAAAGAUGCUCCCUGUGUAGCUGCAGCCGUCCAGGUUACUGAAGCAGAGCUGCCUGACGUCCCUCCUUGCAGCUGUGGGGCAGCACUCGGGGCUGGUCUCUGUGCUGACCUUUCAAGCGUGUGGCAUACAGGGCUCCACUUGCAUUCACUUCUUGAAAGGAGGAAUAAAAAGGUUUUUAGAAAUUCAUUCCUUAAAUGUGCCAUCUGUCACAGGUAGUCUAGGAUGUAAAAUAAGUAGUACUUCGUGGAAUUUGAAAAGGAGAAAAUCCUGUAAUCUUAAGAGAUGGGUAAACCUAGGCCUUGGAAGGUGGUGAUUAGGCCAAGGGUCCAUGGGGGGGGACUACAGUUUCCUGACAAUUGUUCUUCAGUUAAUGCUCAGUAUUGAGAAGUCUCAGUGCUGCUCUUCUAUAAGUGGCAUGCCUUUUCUGUCCACAGCAUGGUAUUCAGUGUUACAAAACAAAAGAGAUAUAAUGAUAAAGGGUUCAGUCCACAAGAGGAUAUAACAUUUGUAAAUAAAGCAAAUGGUAAGUGAUUCAUUAGACCAAAUGGACUCAGAUAAUACAUGGACUAUUCCAUCCAAAAGCAACAGAAUACACAGAUCAUGUGAUGUUACACCACAAAGACAAGUCUCAAUAAAUUAAAAAUCUUAUAAAA